Messenger RNA from Tetrahymena thermophila SB210, 3135 nucleotides. Its product is annotated as ATPase, histidine kinase-, DNA gyrase B. Gene Ontology annotation, biological process: phosphorelay signal transduction system; protein autophosphorylation. The record is from RefSeq and is a predicted model, not a curated record. NCBI's taxonomy places the organism in Eukaryota, Ciliophora, Oligohymenophorea, Hymenostomatida, Tetrahymenidae. Gene Ontology annotation, molecular function: phosphorelay sensor kinase activity; histidine phosphotransfer kinase activity. The transcript is spliced from 4 exons.
AUGUUGGAAGGAAAAGAAUAAAUGAGAGAUGUAAUAAAUAAUUAUUCUCUGAAGCUUUAAGAUAAGAGGAUGAACAAUCUAUUUAAUAAAUACUAGAUUGAUUUGCAAGCAGGGUUUACCGUUCUUUUUUCAAAGCUCAUCCUUUUUUAUAGUAUAUUUUGUCUUGUUGUCAAUCUUAUAUUAUAGUAUAAAAAUGUGAUUAAUUGGGUUAUCUAUUCUCUGAGCUUAAUUUUUAGCAUAAUUAAUAUAAUUAUAAAUAAAAAGUUUCCAAAAACAUCUUAUUGGAUGACGAAUAUAUAUAUAUUUACUAUUUUCGGUCUUGUACUAUCAAAUAUUUUAAUAAAAAUGGAAUGUUCUUUCAACCAAACUUUGCUUGAUGUUAGAAGAUAUGCUUCAUUGAUGAUAUUGAUUUUAAAUUAUAUUUCUAAUUGGCUUGUUAAAUUUGUUUUGAUUGUUGGGGCAAUGAUAGUACUAUAAGUCCUUGGUUACAGUUAUUUCUUAGAAUAAGAAAAUAUUAAUGCUCUCUUUUUUGAAGCAACUCUUCUUUUGAUACUUUAUAUGAAAGAUAAAAAUGAAAAGUAAUAAUUUAUUUAGUUUCAUUUUAAAUAUUAGCAACUGUCUUUGCAAUAGAAUUUCAUAGAUAAGUUAAUACCUUAUUCAAUGAUAAUUCUUUCCAAAGAUGAUCUACAGUAGUCAUUAUAAUCUUAUUUAACAAAGAAUUCACUGAACAUCUUAAAUAAAUAAACACUAAAUGGGAUCAAUACAGAUAAUUAAAGCUAAAAUGGCAGUAAAUAAUACUUUCAGUAAAAUAAUAAUUAAAAAAAGAACAGUGUCCUUGAAAAUAACAAUUCUGUUAUGUCAUGGGAUGAAAUUAAAAUAGAAUACGCCAAUUAAAAAUGUACUGAGCUGUUUAAAACAUCUGAUUUGUCUGAAAUUAAAUUUAAGCUCCAAACAAUCAAUACAUAUGAGAAAAUUGCUGAAAGAUCUAUGAAUUUCUAAGAGAAGCAAACAAAUUAAUAUCUCCUAGAAGAUAUCCUUUAAGAACUAGUUUCUGGAUAAUGCCAACUGAAAAGUGAUUUAUUUAAAUAAAAUUAGGAAGCACAAAACAAUUACUAAAACUAAGAAUUUGAGAUUUUUGAUGUUAUGGAAUCAAAAAAGCAUUUUAUAAUUGAUGCCCAACUUUUUAGAGCUAAAUAUGCUAUUUGUAUCUGGAGCAAAAAACCCUGCAUUCUACUUUUGUUCUUGAAUGAGUCUCUCCAAAAAAAGAAUAAUCACUUGUAGCAGCUAAAUCAAUACAAAGAUAGGCUACUAGCAACAGUCUCACAUGAUUUGAAGACACCUCUGAACUGCAUAAUCUCAGUUACUGAUUAUCUCAAGACAAACUUAUAAUAAGAAAUGCAAACAUAUAGUGAAUAAUCUUCUCAAUAUUAAAAUCAAUCUGAUGCUAAUGGGUCAACUAAAUAUUUAAACUAAUCCGAUAUUAAUGGAUCUUACAUUAGAUAUCCAAAUUAACUUUCGCUAUUUUCUUAAAAGAACUAAAAGAACUAAAAUCUAUUAGAUUCUAAAUUAGAAGUUACAAAUUCAAAUUGCAUUUAUAAUUCUGAGAGCAACUAAAUAUAGAAUUAAAAAAUGAGUAGCAACAAAUAAAACCAUUAAUAAUAGAAAAAACAAUCACUUGAGUAUUUAUAAUUAAUCUAUAAUAACUCUAUGAUGUUAUUGAAUAUGAUUAAUGAUAUUUUAGAUUAUUCUAAAUUUAACAAUAAAAUUAAAAUCAAACCAAAUGUAUCAUAAUUUCUAUUAUCAGAAGUCAUUCAGGAGGUUUAUGAUAUUUUCUCAUUUUAGGUUUAAUCAAAAUAAGUAAAGCUGGUUCUAGAUUCAAACAUGAAUAUAACACUUAACACUGACAGAAAUAGAGUAAAGUAAAUAAUAAUGAAUUUAGUGAGCAACUCUUUAAAAUUUACAAUUUAAGGAUACAUUAAAGUAUCUGCAGUAGAAAAUUUAGAAUAAAAUCUUGUUGGAAUAUCUGUUGAGGAUACUGGAAUAGGAAUGUCAGACAAAAUUAAGUAACAACUUUUUAAAGAUUACCAGACAUUUAAUCAAGAAAAUUUAAAUCAAAACGGGAUAGGACUGGGAUUAACGAUUUGUAAAAAAUUUGUUGAAAUGCUUGGAAAAGGUACGGGAUUUUCGGUAGAUUCAGCAGAAGGUUAAGGAUCAAAGUUUUAUUUUGAAAUAUUAAAAAGUUACACUCAUGAUAGUGAGAAAAAUGAAUUCGAUAUAUAUCAUUAUAUAAAAGAUGAGUUUGGUAUGGACUCACCAUUAAAAUAGAUAGAAAAACCUCGAAUAUUGAAUCUAAACUCUACUACAGUAUAUUCUUAAAAGAAUAAUUAUUUUUUAGAUAGUAACAGCUAAGAUUAAAUUAAAAAUAAUUAAAAUUAAUUUAAUAUUAACAACAUUUUAUCACAACAAUAGAAUAUUGAAUUGUCUAAAAUUAUUGAUUAACAACCUAAUUCUCCAAGCUCCUAAGAAUGGAAUUUUAGCUAAUCUUAUAAAAAGGGAUCGAUUUUAGCAAAUAAUAUUAGAAAAUUAUCUUCUAACUAUGAAUAAGAAGACGAUAUUCCUACUGAACUUGCUUAAAUAGAUUGUUCAUCAUUAAGUUAGGCUAUUAUGUAGAGAAAUAUUAUAUAGCAUAAAAAUACUUUUUAGUAAAUUUUCAAAAACUCUCAGCAAAUUAGGGAUACUAAGAAGUAAAGAAAAAAGAAAAUAAAUAUAAUGAUUGUAGAUGAUUCUUAAUAUAAUUUAAUUACUCUAAAAUUGCAUUUAAAUCCUAUUAGUUGUGUGAGUAUAGAUGAGUUUUUAUUUGCAGAAGAAGCUCUCAAACAAUUUUUGUAUAAAGACUAUGACAUUGUCUUUUCUGAUGUGCAGAUGCCUAUUAUGGAUGGGAUCUAGUUUGCUCAUAAAAUUAGAGAAAAAGGAUAAAGUAUUCACUAGCCUUUAAUCAUAAUGGUUUCAGCAGAUACCUAAGAAAAAUAUGAUAAUGAAUUGCUAGGACUUUCUAUUUCUGCUUUUAUCAGUAAGCCAAUAGUAGAUAAAUCUAAAUUUCAAAAUAUGAUCUACUCUUUAAUUGACUAAUUAUGA